AGUGAGGAGGUGUGGAGGGGGCGGAGCUGUGCGGGAUCGUGGAGGAGGGGCCGAGGCAGCGGCCGCCUGAGCCCCGCUCGGCCUUGGGAACACGGGGGCGGGGCGGCCGCGGCUCUGGGCGACCCGCUGGGUGCACUAGUGCUCGGGUCCCACCGCCCUGAGGCUCGCGCUCGAGCGGGUCAGUCGGUCGGCGGGGCCUGCGCGGGGCCCGGGCCCAUGGCGGCGUCGGCGGCUCUGUCUGCAGCGGCGGCUGCGGCGGCCCUGUCUGGCCUGGCGGUGCGGCUGUCGCGCUCAGCUGCGGCCCGAGGCUCGUACGGCGCCUUCUGCAAGGGGCUCACGCGCACGCUGCUCACCUUCUUCGACCUGGCCUGGCGGCUGCGCAUGAACUUCCCCUACUUCUACAUCGUGGCCUCGGUGAUGCUUAACGUCCGCCUGCAGGUGCGGAUCGAGUGAGCCGGCGGCGGCGGCGGCGAAGGCCCGGCUGAAGGGGCGCCCGUGUCCCCGCCCGCCCCCGGCCGGGUCGCCGGCAUGAAGGAAAGCUGGGCCGCGGCGGG
Molecule: messenger RNA, 554 nt
Organism: Pan troglodytes (chimpanzee)
Lineage: Eukaryota; Metazoa; Chordata; Mammalia; Primates; Hominidae
Gene: SMIM10L2A
Product: small integral membrane protein 10 like 2A
Exons: 1
Coding region: 217-453 (78 amino acids)
Source: RefSeq, a predicted model, not a curated record